GAAACAAGCCUCAAACAUUAGGCACAAACAUUUUGAAAUAAACAUAUGUACAUUCAUCUAACCUUUUGCUUCAAUAAAACUUUAGUGUAUAAUAAAAAUGUAUUUUUGUGCAAACUCAACCGUGAAUGUGCAAAUAAACGGCCAAUUCAAGUGAAAAAUUGAGUUAAUAAUCUGUUCUUCCUCAGUUGAUUUUGAGUUUUUGUUGCGGAUAGUUGUUGCAUUAAAUAUGAAUGUACGUGUGUACAUAUAUAUCUGUGUUUAACUUAAUUUUUGUUUAUAUAAAAUAAAAUACAAAAGUUAUUUUUUAAGUUACAUAGUUACUCUAUAGUUUGAAAGUACCAGAUUUUAGAAGAUACGCAAAAGUUUCAUUAUAUAAGAAGCUAAAAUGAACAGCCACUCAGAGCUUCAUAAUUCAUCUGAUCAGGAUUAUUCAGAAUUUCUCAGCGAAUAUUUAUUGCAAACCAAUUCACAAAGCAAUGAGCCCGAAGUUAAUUAUGAAGAUGGGGAAAUGGAAGCAGAAUGGUUGAUUUCCGCUGGAUAUCCUGAAUUGACAAAGCCAUUUGAACAAGGGUUAGAACUUCCUAAAACUGAUCUGGAGCCUUUACUGAUUAAAUUAUCAAAGCCACAUGCGGAAGCUAUUAAACAACGUGUACAAGCUUUAAAUCAAACAGUUCGAGGACGCACAAAGAGUCGGUCAAAGCGUAAACCUGAUAUACGAGAUUUAUUUCCCGAUUUUGAUGAAUCAAGUACAGGCACACGUUCACGCAGUGCAACUCCAGAUUCUUUAGAUUCCAUACAAGUCGAUGAAGCUUGGAUAACCAGUUCUACACCAAACUUUGUGAGUGUUUUUGAAAACAAAAGUGAAACUGCCCGUAGAAGUCAAGAACAAUCAAAAGGAAAAUAUUUUAAACAGAACUUGCGAAGAACACCCAGCGCGCCGCUUAAAAGUUCUACUUCUGCUGAUAUAUUUCGAGGCUCACAUGUGCGAUGUGAUAUACCAUUGUAUUCGGCUCAUGGUGUGCAGUUGCUUGGGUAUUCACGAAUAGGCACCAUUCACUUGCCUCGAAAUAGAUCUGACUCAGAUCCAUUUUGUUCAGCUGGGCAAGCUCGUGAAAUACAAUUGGCGGAUUCGCAGAAUGAAAAUAAUACAUCAUCAGGAGAUUCUUGUGAUGAGUGCACAGAUACUUCCCUAACCAAAAAAAAUAAUCUAGAGCUGCCAAACUCAAAAAAUCAGUGCACAAGUGUUAAUCCUAUGCCUUUUAAUGGUCUAAGCUUUGAAAGUAUUUGUCGAGAUACCUAUAGUACAGACUACAUGGAUACACCAGAUAACUGUGAUACUUCUUCAAAAUUAUGGUCCGACAUAGUUUUAAUGAGCGAAAUUGACCGUAAACGUUUACAGACAACACUAUGGUUAGAAUUAGCCACAAUAUUCGAUCGUAACCAAGUUUCCUUGGACAAAAGAAAGCCUUUUAAGCGUCGUCGCAAAGAGGAGGGUAGUCUCUUUGGUGUAUCUUUAAACGCACUCAUACGUCGGGAUCAGCAAGCUACUGGAACUGACUCAACGUUAGUUCCACUAUUUUUGGAAAAUCUGCUUGCCGAACUUCUGCAACGUGGCUCUAAAGAAGAAGGAAUACUACGAAUAGGGGGACAUAAGCAAAAGACUGAUAUACUUUAUAACGAAUUAGAAUCAACUUUUUAUCAAAGACCAGAAAAGUUAGCUCAUCUUUUUGGAUCAGCUACAGUUCACGAACUCAGUACCCUUCUAAAGCGAUGGUUGCGUGAACUUCCCCAACCUUUGCUAACUAAUGAGCUUAUUAAACUAUUUUAUCAAUGUCACACACUUCCACCAGUGGAUCAAAGAAGUGCAUUAUCGAUUGUAUGUCAACUCCUUCCACCCGAGAACAGGAACACAUUGCGUUCCCUGCUGAGAUUUUUAAACUAUAUCAUUGAUCUUAAAGAUGUCAACAAAAUGAAUCUUCAUAAUGUAUCUACAAUAAUUGCUCCAUCCUUUUUUCCACCACGGUAUAUACACCCGAGUGACAAAAACAGCAUUGCAGAGCAAGUAAAGAUGGCCGCACAGUGUUGCCGUUUGACUUACGUUUUAAUAUUGCGUGGCGAAAGACUUUUCCAAGUACCAAAUAAUUUAAUUGUGGAAUCCAAGAGUAAGAAAACGAGGUUGGGUAAAAAAGGAUGCCCCCGGCGAGGCAUAAUAUAAAUUUAUAAAAUUACACCUAAUUUAAAUGAAGCCUAUAACUCUAAUGGCAACGAUUUUGACUCUACAGUUAUUAACGAACAUGAUGUGCAUCGCUUUGUUAUUUGAAAAACAUAUAUUUUAUAUUUUACUGUUGUAAACUUAUUAUGUAUUUAAUUUUGGUUAAACUUGACUCUCGCCAACGGUGGCAUUCUUGUAAUUGAUGAGGACUAUGUUGGCCAUGUCUUUAAAAUCAGAGACGGAAUAUGAUCAGCAUAAAAAAAAAGUGAUUUGAAAAUAAUCGGCAUAGUUCUCAUAGUAAUAGGCAAAAGGACUUGACUCUGAGUGACAUUUAUUGGGCCAUAGGGCUUUAUUUAUAGAAGAACUUAGCAUAGGAGCUUAUGGUAAGGGAUAUAUGUGUUUGAGGAUUACUUAUAUGAAUUUAAAUAGUAUCCUUGUUUUACGUUUAAUUACAUUUUAGUUUUUUUGUUAUUACACAUUUAUUACCUCUUCAGAUAACUAUGGGGUUCUUAUCCUAACUUACUGUAACAUAUUUUAGUGCGGUUGAUGUCUUGGCUAUCCGUAUGAUAAUGUUUUAUUCAAACAGUGGGUUUUUAAAUAUGCUACACCCUCCUUUCUUAAAAAAAAUGUUUAUUUGAAUAGGUUUUUACUAUUUGAUUUGUGGAUGUACGUUUUGUUUUUUUAUUUUUUAUACCCUUGCAGAGGGUAUUAUAAUUUUAGUCAGAAGUUUGCAACGCAAUGACGGAGACAUUUUCGACCUUAUAAAGUAUAUAAUUAAAUGCUCGAAUACUUCGUAAGUUUAAAAAAUUUACUUCAUUUUAUUUAACCGAAUUAAUACAAGAUUAUUUAUAAUGAAGAACACCGACCAAUUCGUUGUAGGUUUCAAACUGAACUUAACUGAAUUUAGCUGCAAGGGUUGACGUUCAUGCCUCGGUCUCGAGCUUUUGGGUGAAUCUUGAAGAUUCUGAGAGAGGGAGCUUAAUUAUGGAUUGUGAUAGCUUUUUUUUAAUGCUUUGAUUUCUCUUGAAGUCAAUUGCUCUUUUGUAAUUUGAUAAUUUUGUUUUCGAGCUAUCGAGUCCGAACUUCGAGCGUACGAAAAAUGGGGCAGAAUGUUUAUACAAUAAAAGUUGUUUAGUCUA
Molecule: messenger RNA, 3351 nt
Organism: Drosophila gunungcola (fruit fly)
Lineage: Eukaryota; Metazoa; Arthropoda; Insecta; Diptera; Drosophilidae
Gene: conu
Product: rho GTPase-activating protein conundrum
Exons: 9
Coding region: 386-2215 (609 amino acids)
Biological process (GO): signal transduction; regulation of small GTPase mediated signal transduction; regulation of actin filament polymerization
Cellular component (GO): cytoplasm
Molecular function (GO): GTPase activator activity
Source: RefSeq, a predicted model, not a curated record